GUUCGUCGAAGGUGGAUCGACGACUCCUCGAUCUUGGCGUCGGUUUUUCCAGACAAAUGACGUCCCUUUUAAUCGGGCGUCGUGACAAGUACGACGUAUCAGCUGAUAUCCCGGGGACCGGGAAACGUGAAAAAUCCUAGUGAAAAUCGCGAACCGUGAAACUUGGUGUUGAUUAAGCUUUCGGGAAAUUUCGGGACGCUGUCCCCCCCACCCCCCACCCACCACCCCCCCCCUCUCACUUGGAGCGAGUCGCGAAGGUGAGAGACAUCAUGUCUUCCUACAUUCGUGGCGGGACCAUGUGCCACUCCGAUGACAUAAUGGACGAUGAUACAGACAACAAAGACGGCACGAAGCGGAAGUCGCGGAAUCUGAGCGAGAAGAAACGACGGGAUCAAUUCAACAUACUGGUGAAUGAGCUUGGCGGCAUGAUCAGUACAAAUGCGACGAAAAUGGACAAAUCCACGGUGUUAAAGUCGACGAUAUCCUUCCUCAAGAACCAUAACGAAAUAGCAAUGAGGUCGAGGGUUCACGAAAUUCAGAAGGACUGGAAGCCGUCGUUUCUUUCAAACGAAGAAUUUACGCAUCUAAUUCUAGAGGCGUUGGACGGUUUUAUAAUGGUCCUGUCUUCCAACGGACGCAUAAUCUACGCAUCUCAAAGUGUGAUGUCGUUGCUUGGUUACCUUCCAAACGACCUUACCAACACCUCGAUUUACGACAUUGUCUACCAGGAUGACCAUGCCCUUCUCUACAACGUCCUCACGAAUCACACCGAAGCCCAUGACCAACGCGAGUGGAGCAAAGACAAUCAAGUACCAUUCGCGUGUCACAUAAAAAUCGAGGGACUCGAGUUUCGGGAAGAACCUGUUUACGAGCUCGUCCAAUUUGUCGGAUACUUCCGUUCGAAUCUAAACGUCAACUUUGAGACGAACAACUUCAUCCCGACCGGUCAUUUGGACGGAGUUUUAUGCGAUGACACAAAGUUCGUGCCUUCCGGUUACGCAUGUUAUCUAUCACAGCGAGAAUUGCUAAUAUUCGUGGGUACCGGGCACCUUCGAACGUCCCAAUUGAUUCGCGAAAUGUACAUCGUCGACAGUGCCAAGUCUGAAUUUACAUCGAGGCACAGUUUGGAGUGGAAGUUCCUUUUCCUUGAUCAUCGAGCCCCACCCAUCAUCGGCUAUUUGCCGAUUGAGGUCCUCGGCACCUCGGGAUACGAUUACUACCACGUGGACGACCUGGACAAGGUCGUCGAGUCCCACGAGACUUUAAUGCAGAAGGGUGAUGGCACAACGUGCCACUAUCGUUUUCUCACCAAAGGACAGCAAUGGAUUUGGCUUCGGACGAGGUACUACAUCAGUUACAAUCAGUGGAAUUCCAAACCGGAAUUCGUCAUUUGCACUCACAGCGUCGUCAACUACAUCGACGUGAUGAAAGAGUCGAGGAGAAAUUUUGGGAAUUUCGGCAAGUCUUACAGCCAAGAUGUCGACGUACCCGAAUCACCGACGAAUCACCAACAACCCCAAGUCGCAACGUUGUCCCUAAGUGGUUUCGCCCCCUCGCCGUCGUCCUCGAGGUCCUUGAAGACUUCUCGUUCGGUCGCGGCGACGCCACAUUCUCAAUAUCAGGGUGACCCGGGAUCGGACACGACGUCGAGGUCGGACGGAUCGCCGAGCUCGAGACACUCGCAUCAAAGCCCGCAGAGCUUAAGGCCCAAAGCUAACUCCCAGUCCACGGUGACGAUGCCGACGACGGUCCGGGAAGGAACUCCGGCUUUACAGCCAGGCGAAAUGAACCCCGCGUGCCUUGAAUUCGUCGGUCAGAAUCAGGUCGUAACGGCGAUUCCCGUUCAGCCGAUCAUCGCCGGAAGUCCCGCGGUCCCGACACUACCCAUCGGAAUUUCAACCCUGCAAAUACCGGAGAGCCUGAACCAGCAACAGAAUAUAGUAAUAACAUCGACACAGAAGCAGAUGCAGGAUGAGCUGCACAGAAAGCACGAGGAGCUUGAACAGCUGAUUGUUCACCAACAGGAAGUACUCACAAGAGCUUACGAGCAACUGUUGUUCUCCAGAUAUGGGAUCAAUUCCCCCUCGAUAAACGUUGGCAUGCCGUAUCCGGCUUCCUCGUGUCCUCAAACAACUCGGUGCGUCAGCGGCGCAGGCGCCGCAGAACAUCGUCCAAUGUCUGCGCCGGGAGUUCAAGACGCCAGCGUAUUUCCGGUAUCGAUGCCAUUGUCGGUCUCCGUCGUUCCGUCGGAACUUUUCGUCCAUCCACUUGUCGUUAGUCCGGUACCUACAGUGACCCAGGUUACACCCUCCCAAUUCGGCGUGACAAGGGUCGCGCCCGUUCACCAAACUGGCAACCUUCCGAGCACGUCUCAACACUACCACCAUCAACAGCAUCACCCUUACAAUCAUCAUCAUCAGCAGCAGCAACAGCAGCAACAACAACAGCAGCAGCAGCAACAGCAACAGCACCAGCAACAGCAACAGCAACAGCAACAGCAACAGUAACAGUAACAGCAACAGUCCGACGGCCAAUCUCCUGCACCGGUACCAUCCAAGGAAAGGACAUCCACGGUUUCUGAACUGAUACCAUUCCAGGUUGGUCAGCGUUCGGGAAUGCUCUUUUCCCACAUCGGAUCAUCCGGUAGCAAUCAGUAUGUUGGCCAUAUUGAUCACCGAUUAAUCAGUGAUCAGCGGCUACGUUAAGACUGUAUCAUGUUGAUGGAUUCCGCUUGUCAAAAAAUUUAUGCAGUAUCGCUACAGUGUAGUUUGAUCGCUGAGGUCAACGUGUAGUGGCACCUUUAUUUUUCUCUCGUGAGAACUGUGUAAUGUACCGCUGGGUUAAAUCAAAUUUUUUGUGUGAUGAGAAAGCAUACCGAGACGUUCUCUUGAAAGGACUUGCUCGACCAUUGCAACUCGUCUGGUUAAUAGGCGUGGCCAACUUCGUAAAAAUGUUACUAGUAUGGUAGGUUACUAGCUGAGAGACCGAUGCGUGAUGGAUUGCGGUAGCGCUGUUCUCACUAGGUGAGAGGUUACGGUUGACUGUCACUUUUCGACAGACUUAUUCUAGGAAAUUUAUUCAUGUCGGUGAAAAUUUGCUUUCGGUUUCGAAAAUUAAUGUCAGCCAAUCAAAAUUAAGCAAGUUGAAGUUUGUGCGCUACGAGCAGCAAGUCCUUUCAAGAGAAUUUCUCCAAGGAUUCGUCUUUCGGAAAUAAGCGUAACGUACACACUCAGAAAUAUUCAUGACAUUUAAUAUGUUAUAUAUAUGGCUAUAAAACGUGUAGUAACCUUACCUGAACGGACCUAAGACACAUACUAUACUAUAUACAUUAUACGUCCAUAGUACGAAUGACAAUAUUAUAGUAGCUCAUGUGUAAACUUUAAUUUUAACUAUAUUCAUAAUAAGAAUAGUUAUUGGAACUACAGCAUUUUAGAUCUUUUUUUGUUUUUGAUAUUCUUCAUUCUAUUUUUUUCCAUUUCUUCUCAGUUUACAAGAGAGGAAAAGGAGGAUAAUUACAUUAUUUAUAUGGUGGGAUAGGUAUGAGAAAAAAAAUUAGGCAUGAAUUAAGAUCAACAUUCUGCUAAGUAACCAAACUUAUACAUUUGUUUAUGUAGUUUGCCGACUGCACAUGAUUAUGAAGACAUAGGGAAACGAAAUUUGGAAAAUCGUGCAAAUGUUCAAAUUCGAUGAUUAGAUUUAACGUCACAAUAAAGUUUGAAAUCCAUUGCUGCAAGUGACUCGAAAUUUUACAAAAUUUCCUGCAGCCAAGUUGAACAGAACUUAAAAAAAAAAUAAAACGUAAUUACAAAGCUGACAGUUGGAGCAAUUUUAAAAAUAAUGCACUCAGCUUGAUUUACGAAGACAAUUAACCGAUCGUGGCACAUUACUCGGACCGAAUCUUAGGUGCGUAUUUAUUUUAACUCUUCAGACUGUUGGUAUUACAGCCUUGAUUUAAUAUUGGUCUAUUUCACGCUCGUGGGUGUAAUUUUAUGUACCGCGUUACAAUACAUAUAUUUAUAUAGUGUUUAUAUAAUGCUAGAAGAGAGAGAGAGAGAGAUAAUAAGAGAGACAUAUUGCGGAAAAAUCCCGUGACGCCGUUGGCAAUAAAGAGUCUUCGAUUCAUCAAUAGAAGAAUCAGCCAAAUUACAAGCUAAAAAGAAAGAAUUAAAAAUCGAACAAAAUAAAUACAUAAAUAAAUAAUCAUAUGGCGAAAUGAAUCAUAACAUAGAUUUUAACCUUAAAAGGAUGUAAUGAAAACUUGAGAUAUCGAAGGAGUGUAAACGGUAUGAAUACGUGAAUCGUACGUGUAAUUAAAGAUUAAAAAAAGGUGAACCCGGGACAAAUAAAACUUAUCGCUUUCAGGGGCAUUUACUUACUUACUUAAGGGCAAAUUUAAAACCGAUAUGACAUAAAGAUUACCUCUUACGUCGUGGAGAAAUCGAUAAUCCAGAUGUACGGUAGAAAUACCGUAUUAAAUAAGUGAUAUCGGCUUAUCGAGAGUAUAACGACAAUAUACUGUGUACGAAAAAGUCGCUCAAAAUUGAUAAUUUUUUAUUAUCAGGUAAACGCCGAUAAAAAAUAUCAGCUCAAUUAUAAUAUUAUUAUUAUUAUUAU
This is a messenger RNA of Neodiprion fabricii, 4614 nucleotides long. RefSeq names its product circadian locomoter output cycles protein kaput (gene Clk). The transcript has 12 exons. Bases 270 to 2507 code for a protein of 745 amino acids. Gene Ontology annotation, biological process: regulation of transcription by RNA polymerase II; circadian regulation of gene expression. Lineage: Eukaryota; Metazoa; Arthropoda; Insecta; Hymenoptera; Diprionidae. The record is from RefSeq and is a predicted model, not a curated record. Gene Ontology annotation, cellular component: CLOCK-BMAL transcription complex; cytoplasm; nucleus. Gene Ontology annotation, molecular function: DNA-binding transcription factor activity, RNA polymerase II-specific; RNA polymerase II cis-regulatory region sequence-specific DNA binding; protein dimerization activity.